This is a messenger RNA of Nicotiana attenuata, 1388 nucleotides long. Its product is annotated as transcription factor RAX3-like. The coding region runs from base 143 to 1255 and encodes 370 amino acids. The record is from RefSeq and is a predicted model, not a curated record. The transcript has 3 exons. NCBI's taxonomy places the organism in Eukaryota, Viridiplantae, Streptophyta, Magnoliopsida, Solanales, Solanaceae.
CUCUCUUUCUCUCUCUCUCUUUCUUUCUCUCUGAACACACUCUCACACACACACACAAGAAACGGAUAGAAAAAGAUCAAAUUAGCUUAAAAAUCAACUAGUUAAUUAAUUAAUUAGUGAAAUCAAAUUAACAAGAGAGAUCAUGGGAAGAGCUCCUUGCUGUGACAAGAACAGUGUGAAGAAAGGGCCAUGGUCCCCUGAAGAAGAUGCCAAGUUGAAGUCAUAUAUUGACCAACAUGGCACUGGUGGCAACUGGAUUGCUUUGCCUCCAAAAAUUGGCCUGAAAAGAUGUGGAAAGAGCUGUCGACUUAGAUGGUUAAAUUAUCUGCGACCAAAUCUCAAGCAUGGUGGAUUCUCUCAAGAGGAAGAUAACAUUAUUUUGAGCCUCUAUAUUAGUAUUGGAAGCAGGUGGUCUAUUAUUGCAGCACAACUUCCGGGAAGAACUGAUAAUGACAUAAAGAACUACUGGAACACCAAGCUGAAGAAGAAGUUAUUCGGAAAACAGCGCAAAAAUCUUAGAGGUAAAAGCCAAAAACAAGGAUCAAGAAAAGGGAGAGAUCAAAUGAAUAGCUCCAUGGAUUCUCUCAACAAUAUUGACACAAACCCUAGUUGGUCUGAGUUUCCUAUCUUGCAAUCAAUACCAUACUCAAAUGAUGAACCACGUUACAGUAACGAUCAUGCUUCUAUUAGAAAGUUGUUGAUGAAACUUGGAGGAAAAUUCUAUGGUGUUGAUGAUGAUAAACCAAUGAAUGGAGAACCAAAUCCUCAAUAUGAUCCCAUGGGUAAUUCUUUGAGGCAUCCAUUAUAUUACAAUUCUAUAAAUUUGAUGUCUUAUGCUCCAAUGGGUGUCAUGAACACGUUGAAUUCUUCUUUCACAAAUUCUCAUGAGUACAACGUGGACGGGAAAGCAGUGUGCUGGGGCGACACUGACACUGAGAAACGAAAGCUAGGGGAGCGAAUGGGAUCAGAUACCUCAGUAGUCCUAACACUAAAUGAUGGAUGCAAUUCUACAAUUGGGCUUGAGCAUAUGGCGUACAGUGAUCCACAUAAGUUAGAUGGUCUUGAAAUGUUACACGAGGAUAUGCUUAAUAAUGAACCUUACACUAGUUUGGGAGGAAGCUUGGACUGGAAAGAUAUGAACAAUUUGGUGUUUCCCUUUCCUCCUCUAGUUGUUUCCAACAAUGAAGGUCAUCAACAUCGCACUUUGUUUGAAGAAGGGGCACUUAAUGAGCUUAGGUACCCUAGAGAUCAAUAAAUAUUUUUGUAAAUUUCGUUUUACAUUGUAUAUUUUCUUGGAGGAUAGAGACCUGGGGAUUAAUGUGUUUGUUGGAGAAACCCAAAUAAAUUUGUCUCCUCAAAAUAUUGAAUCUUUUGACUUGGUUAUUUGA